AUGCUUGCAGUUAUAUCCUGCUAUUUUCCUUCGGUUUAUGAAACUGAAAGUUAUAAUUUUGUGGCUUUUUCAUAUAAUAUCGACUUUAGUAAUUUUACAUAAGUUUCAUGCAAUUCGUUUGGAUUAUGGAGUAAAUAUAAUCCACUUGGCAAUACUAUAUAAAUUGGAAAUGAAGGGAUGCUAGAUAGAAAUUGUUAUCAUUUAUUUAGUGUAUCAGAAUAAACAAAUAAAGAGACCAAUAUGUUACUUUAUGAGUGUUUGGACAAUAAAUAAUAAUCCAUAAAAAAGGUUUUUAAUUUUAUUGAUUAAGAUGGUAGCAUUUAUAAAUUCGAAAUACCAAUUAAUUAAGAUAAAUAUGAAUCGAUAUGGUACUAUUUCAAUUUUAUGAUAUCACCUAAAGACUCCAAAUUUCAAUUUAUCCUAUAUUCUAUAUCAGAGAAUGAUUUGAAGUAUUAUCAAGAAGUUGAUGUUGAGUUUCCAUUUAAAGAUAAAAAUUUGAACUUUCUUAUUGGAGGAAACUUAGUUGUAAACAGUUAAUCAGCUUUUUAUUCCGAAGAAACUUCAAGACUUUCAUUUUUUCCAGGAAAAUUUUAAUACUCUAAAACAUACUUUAUGAAUACAUGUGAUGUACCUUAUUUGAUAGGUGAAGUGUCAAAAUAUAAAAAUUUAUGCUCUUGCUUCAUAUAUGAUUUUAAAUUGUAAUCUCGGAUUUAUAUAAAAGGUUUAGAUUUACAAUAUUUUAUUUCUAAUUAUGUAAAUUGUAACACAUUCGAAUUAUAAGGUUGGAUUAAACUAACUGAUAUCAAUAAUAAUAAAAAACCAAUUCUAUAUUAAUUAAUUAAGNGUAAAAAUGAAAAGUUUCAUAAAAAUUAAUAAUUCAUGUGA
This is a messenger RNA of Paramecium sonneborni, 885 nucleotides long. The record is from the annotation of a GenBank genome assembly. Lineage: Eukaryota; Ciliophora; Oligohymenophorea; Peniculida; Parameciidae.